Molecule: messenger RNA, 1368 nt
Organism: Parathielavia appendiculata
Lineage: Eukaryota; Fungi; Ascomycota; Sordariomycetes; Sordariales; Chaetomiaceae
Product: glycoside hydrolase family 16 protein
Exons: 2
Coding region: 1-1368 (455 amino acids)
Biological process (GO): fungal-type cell wall organization; carbohydrate metabolic process
Cellular component (GO): fungal-type cell wall
Molecular function (GO): hydrolase activity, hydrolyzing O-glycosyl compounds; glycosyltransferase activity
Source: RefSeq, a predicted model, not a curated record
AUGUUCAGCAGAGGAUGGCGAACAGCAGCAGCGACAGCCGCUGUGCUGCUCAGCAAUAUGACAGUUGCACAGACCUGGUCAGCAUGUAACCCGCUCACAUCAACAAGUUGCCCAGCAAACACAGCACUGGGCAUGACAAUAAACGUGGACUUCACCCAAGGUGAGGUCAACUCGUUCGCCGCAAGCGGAGGGACACCAACAUACGGCAAAGACGGCGUGUCCUUCACCGUUGCCAAGCGCGGCGACGCCCCUCAGCUGACCAGCGUCUUCUACAUCAUGUUCGGCCGCGUCGAAGUCACCAUGAAGGCUGCCCCAGGAGCCGGCAUUGUCAGCUCGCUUGUGCUCCUCUCAGACGCCCUGGACGAGAUCGACAUGGAAUGGCUGGGCUCCGACGACAGCGAGGUCCAAACCAACUACUUCAGCAAAGGCCAAACCGCCUCGUAUAAUCGCGGCCAGUUCAACCCGGCGCCCAACAACCAAGCCGAGUUCAUCACCUACACUAUGGACUGGACCUCGGAGCGCAUCAUCUGGUACGUCGGCGGCACCGUUGUGCGGACCGUCACCUUCGACGCCGCCGCAGGCCAGUAUCCGCAGACACCAAUGCAGGUCAAGUUUGGCGCCUGGGCCGGCGGGGACCCGUCCAACCCGCAGGGUACCAUUGAAUGGGCGCGCGGGCCAACCGACUACUCCAAGGGCCCGUUCUCCAUGGUCGUGCGCUCGGCCGUCAUCACCGACUACUCCACCGGCAAGCGCUACACGUACGGCGACACCUCGGGCACCUGGCAGUCGAUCCGGUCCGAGGGCGGCGAGAUCAACGGCAACCUCGGCAAGGCAGGCGCCGUCACCGUGACUGCCAGCGCAACGCCGACCAACUCCCUCUCGCCGACCGUCCCCGUGGGCGGCAUCAUAGGCGGCAGUUCCACCACCGGCGCCAGCGGCUCCACGCGAACGGUAGGCCCGAUCCCGGACGGGUGGGUCAUGACAUCGGAGGGCAAGAUCGUCCCGGUAGGCUCUAGCACUGUAAGUACGUAUUAUUAUUUGCCCUGGAAGCAUGUUACAUGUACAUGGUCUCAUGCCGUCUCCGCCGCGAUGCUAACAAGCGUCCCUCAUAUCCAGACACCCCCAAGCCAGUCAUCCUCUGGGGAGCCUUCCUCCUCGCCCUCAGCGCAGCCCACAGGCGGUGACACCACCUUCACCACAAGCACCACCGCGGGGACGUCGACGCCGCUCAGCACCAGCGGCGGCCGCGUCCCGACGGCUGCGCCAGGCGUGAACAGCGCAGCCACCCUACGACAGGGUCUCGCGCAAAGUAUUGUUGUUCUCACUGGAUCAAUCAGCGGUGGCAUCGGAUAUAUGCUGCUUUUUUGA